Molecule: messenger RNA, 6667 nt
Organism: Globicephala melas (long-finned pilot whale)
Lineage: Eukaryota; Metazoa; Chordata; Mammalia; Artiodactyla; Delphinidae
Gene: SLC9B2
Product: solute carrier family 9 member B2
Biological process (GO): proton transmembrane transport
Cellular component (GO): membrane
Molecular function (GO): antiporter activity
Source: RefSeq, a predicted model, not a curated record
GCUUCUCGGGGAGACACGCUCGUCCGGUCCCCAGGGGCCGGCGAGGCCGCCCACCGCGCGGCGCCGCCCCGAGGUCCCGGGAAGUGUACCCGCGGUUCUCCGGACCCCCAGUCAAGCCGCGCGCCCGCCCCCUGAGGCCCCAGACCCGCGGAGAGCGCGUGGGGUGGCCGCUACUGGGUCCCAACCCGCCCGGGGUCCCUGAGCGGUCCACACAGCCCGCGCCCUGCCUUCCCGGAACCGCCCACGCCGCGGGGAAGGCGGGGCCGCAAACACCCGGCGGCGCGCCUAGCGCCCCGCUAUCUGCAAUAAUUGCAGCCUCCGCCGCUGCCUGGGGCGAUGCGCCACCCGGAAACCGGCUCCGCCGGGCUCCACCGCAGGCCUUUGAGCCCCUUUUCUCAUCCAUGAGGCUGAGCCGGCUGCCUGAGCCAGAGAGCGUUAGUUGUAGAAUCACCUUUCUAAACAUCUGUUAUUAUACAGGGGCUCCUUCAAGACCAAUUCAGGUAUGAAAAUUCUUACUAAGGAUUUAUUUGGUGGCAAGUGACAGAAACCCAACUCAGACUGAUCCUGUUCUUCCCUCUAUCAUAUUCUUAAUUAUAAAUCAUGGAGAAUCAAGAUAAAACAAUUAAGCAUGAAGAUUCAGAACCAUCCUCAGAGGUGAAUCACACAGCCUCCAGGUGUCAAGUACAACAGGAGGAAACAGUUAUGAACCCCAGAGGUAUAGAUGGAAAUGAACCAACAGAAGGAAGUAACCUACUGAAUAGCAAUGAAAAAAUGCAAGAAACACCAGCUGAACCAAAUCACUUGCAAAGACUAAGACAGACAUUUGCUUGCCCUCCACGUGGUUUACUGGAUAGAGUAAUAACAAAUGUUACCAUGGUGGUUCUUCUGUGGGCUGUAGUUUGGUCAGUUACCGGCCCUGAAUGUCUUCCUGGAGGAAACCUGUUUGGAAUUAUAAUCCUAUUCUAUUGUGCUAUCAUUGGAGGUAAACUUUUCGGGCUCAUUAAGUUACCUACAUUACCUCCACUGCCUCCCCUUCUGGGCAUGCUGCUUGCUGGGUUUCUCAUCAGAAAUAUCCCUGUCAUCAGUGAUAACGUACAGAUCCAGCACAAGUGGUCUUCUGCUUUGAGAAGCAUAGCCCUGGCUGUCAUAUUGGUUCGCGCUGGCCUUGGGCUUGAUUCAAAUGCCCUGAAGAAGUUGAAGGGUGUUUGUAUAAGAUUAUCCUUGGGUCCUUGUCUUGUGGAGGCGUGUGCGUCUGCUCUUCUUGCCCACUUCCUCAUGGGUUUACCAUGGCAAUGGGGAUUUAUGCUGGGUUUUGUUUUAGGCGCUGUAUCUCCAGCUGUCGUGGUGCCUUCAAUGCUCCUUUUGCAGGAAGGAGGCUAUGGUGUUGAAAAAGGCGUCCCGACCUUACUCAUGGCUGCUGGCAGCUUCGAUGAUAUUCUGGCCAUCACUGGCUUCAACACCUGCCUGGGCAUGGCCUUUUCCACAGGCUCCACGGUUUUUAAUGUCCUCAAAGGAGUUUUGGAGGUGGUAGUUGGUAUGGCAGCUGGAUUGCUUCUUGGAUUUUUUAUUCAGUAUUUUCCAAGCAGUGACCAGGACAAGCUCGUGUGGAAGAGAGCAUUCCUGGUCUUGGGGCUGUCUGUGCUGGCUGUGUUCAGCAGCAUGUAUUUUGGUUUCCCUGGGGCAGGAGGACUGUGCACGCUGGUCCUGGCUUUCCUUGCAGGCAAGGGAUGGGCCAGCGCAAAGGCAGAUGUUGAAAAGGUUAUAGCAGUUGCCUGGUUCAUCUUUCAGCCUCUUCUCUUUGGACUGAUUGGAGCAGAGGUAGCCAUUACAGCUCUCAGACCAGAAACUGUAGGCCUUUGUAUUGCCACCCUGGGCAUUGCAGUAUUGAUACGAAUUUUGGCUACAUAUCUGAUGGUGUGUUUUGCUGGUUUUAACUUUAAGGAAAAGAUAUUUAUUUCUUUUGCAUGGCUUCCAAAGGCCACAGUCCAGGCUGCAAUAGGAUCUGUGGCUUUGGACACAGCAAGAUCACAUGGAGAGAAACAGUUAGAAGGAUAUGGAAUGGAUGUGUUGACUGUGGCAUUUUUGGCCAUCCUCAUCACAGCCCCAAUUGGAAGUCUACUUAUUGGUUUGCUAGGCCCCAGACUUCUCCAGAAAGCUGAACAUCAAAAUAAAGAUGAAGAAGAUGAAGGAGAGACUUCUAUACAGGUUUAGAGGUGAAAAGAGAGAAUGCCGAAUAUAGUCAUCAGAAAGCUGCUCUCGGAGGCUACUUUUAUCCAUAUGGAUAUUGACAUAUGUAAUGGUUAAGCUUAAAAUGUACUAGAACCAAGUGUGGCUAUUUCUCUAAACAGCAUUUUUAGCCAUUACCCUUUCCAUCUUGGGGGGAUGGGGGUAAUGUUCUACAUCUCCAACCUGAUCUCUACCUUUUUUUUUUUUUCACACACUAUUCAUCAUUAUAUCUUAAUUUUUAUAGGGACAUAUACACUUGAAUGUACUACCACAAUUUAAUUUCAGUGUCCUGUUCUGCUAACCAACAGCUUGCUCUGACUUACUAUUACCAUCACAGUUUCACGGUUCAUGGUCAUCUGGCCUCUCAUGCCUUGAAUUGCUUUGGGCUCCUCUUUUCUUUUUUUAAAAUACCAUAACACAAUCCCUCAUCAAUUUCUAUCAGUCUCUACACCAGCCUCAUGAAUAUCAUAUUAAUCAGGGUAAGGUAAGCUGCUAUAAUGAAGAAACGAAAAAUGAAAUACUUAAAUAGAGAAAUUUAUUUCCCUCUUAUGAAACCAGCUGACAAUGUUACUCUGCUCAUGCAGUCUACUCAGAGACCCAUGUCCUUCUGUCUUGAGGCUGUGCCAUGCCCUAGCUUAGGACAAAGGUUAAAGAUGUCUGUCCCCUUUCUAAUCCUCAGGAAGAAGGAAAAAGGAAAGUCCAAGGCAAGCAAUUUAUUUUUAAGGAUGUGCUGUGGAGUUGGACACAUCUCUCCUCUUACAUAAUGUUAGUGAAGCCCACACCCCGCUAUGAGGAGGCUGAGAAAGUGUCUCUCACUAAGCAUUCACAUCCUGGGAGAUGGGAAGGUCAGAUUGGAGAGCCAGAAGUACCAUUGUGUUGGGUGUUGCCAUCACCUAAUAGCAUCUUCUUGCAGGUUAACGAGGACCAUCUAAAGUUAGUAACUUUAACCAAAAGAGUGACUUCUGUGGCAGGAAUUUCAGGGAUUGCAACAUGCUAGUAGAGAAGAUAAGAAGAAAGGCUUAUCUGCAAAAGUCACAUUUUAUCCCACUUGAUCAACAGAACAUCUCUGCUUUUGUAUGUCACCCAUUAAGUUCCUCUACUCUAGGUCAACUCCUGCCUAGUUGUUAGAAUAAUCAUGUUUAAAUAAACAUGUCAUUAGACUACCUAAGGGUCUGAUUUAUUAGCAGACAAACAUAUGAGCAAACUGUAAAAAGGGAUAUAAGUGCUCUGACAGAAGUGCGAAUAGGGUACAUACACCCUUCAUUUAGUUGUUAGACUAACAUCUCAUAUUGAACUAAUCUUAUCAUUAGACUACUGUUGCAGCCCCUUCCACCAUGACAUUCACCUCUGUCCAAAACUAGCUUAAUUUUUAUUAAGCUAACAUAUUACGAAGCCAUAGAAUCUUCAUUUUUAUGUCAGCCUGACUCUGGUUACUUUCUGGGACUGUAUUCCCUUAGUGUUUAUGUUCUCAAUUUGGACUGGAUUAAUGUAUACCAAAGUUCAGAUGGAUGAACUUCCUUGGCCAGGUGCACCUUGGUGGUAGCACCAUAAACUUAAUGCUCACCUGGUCCUCUACUAUCACAAGCUCUGAAACUAGAUUCAUCCAAAUACUUACUGAAAGCCUUUGGUGACCCAGGCACAUCAUGAAGAUUAAUAUUGUUUCCAUCUUUAAGGAUCUGACAGUCUGAUAGAGGAGAGCAACCACUAAACAAGAGAUUGCAAAACAGUAUGAUACGUGCCAUGAUGCAGGAAGUAGAGGGGCGCCAGGGAGCUCGUAGCAGGAGCACCUUAUCAAUCCAGGGGGAGGUGCAGUUUAGACACAGCCUCCAGAGAAAGUAGGACUAGGGUUAGGACAUGGGGGAUGAUUAGGACUUAGCAAAAGGCAUGUGAGGCCCAAGGGUGCUGCAGUCAGUGCUGGUUCCCAUGUUCACCAGUAGCUCUUCUCCAUGUAACAGGCUUUGAAUACUUUUUAACUAAUACAAAAUACAGUUAGUAUAAGUAAAUGAGAAUGUUGUUAUAAAUAUUCAAGGCCCCAAAGAAGAAUUAGAAAUGGAAAUUUACAGAAUGUAGAAAUAGUUGAAGAGCACAGUAAGCCACUGUCAUAGCCUAUGCCAUUUUCAGAGCAUGCAGCUACUUCCUGCCUCUACUCUACACCCAAAUCUCUCUGGCUGUCUGUCCAGUAUUGGUCUCUGCAGGGCUCACCAUGAAGUCUCAGGUUUGUCACCACAUUGUAAGUCACAGCUCUUGACUUGGCUGGUGAACUCAGAGUUAAUUUGAUACAGUGUUGACUCAAGCCAACCAAACUUACUCCACCCACCCAACCACAGAUAGGAACCGUUACUCUAACCUCUGGGUGCCUGAAAGAACGGUGUAUGUACACUAUACAUACUUCUGUCAUAGUACUUAUAGCCCUUUUUUCAGUUUGUUUAUAUGUUUGUCUCCUAUUAAAUUAACCCCUGAGGGGUGGGAACCUUAUCUUGGUCAUCUUUGAAUCCUCAGCAGUUUGCACAGGGCAUGGAGCACGGUGGGCAUUUAGUAAAUUUUUAUUAACUGAGUCAGUGAGGAGAUUCUCUUUCAGUAUCAGAAAACUACCUGCCACAUAACAGUUUAGAUGUUAGUCUGCUUAGUCUAUCUUAGUCUGCUUGGGCUACUGCAACAAAAUACCAUAGACUGAGUGGCUUAAACAACAGAUACUUAUUUUCUCACAGUUCUGGAGGCUGGAAGUCAAACGUGAAAGUUGCCAGCCUGAUCAGGCUCUAAUGAGGGCUCUCUUCAUAGCAUGCUAAUAACCUCCUUCUCGCUGGGUCCUCACAGGGUGGGGUGAAAAAAUGGGGAUGGAAGAGAGUGUGCAAGCUCUCUGGUGUCUCUUCUUAUAAAGGCACUAAUCCCACCAUGAGGGCUCUACCCUCAUGAUCUUAUCCAAUCUAACUACCUCUCCAAGUCCCCAUCUCCAAAUGCCAUCACAUUGGGGGGUUAUGGCUUCAACUUAUGAAUUUGGUGGGGGGAUACAAUUCAGUGCACAGCAAGGGUGUCAUACUUCCAAGGACAGUGCUAAACAAACACUAUAAAUUCAUGUUCUUCAAGAUGCCUAUUUUUCCUAGGGUUGGUACCAUCAAUCUCCCCUUUGAGAAGUGUUUGUUUAUUGUCUGUUUGUUUGUCUUUAGGCAGACUGAUUAGGCUUCAGCUCUUCAAGUUAUUUUCACAGUCCACUGUUUUUCUCUCUGGUAUUAACUCCAUAACAUUGAUUGGACUUUAAUGUUCUCAAAAUGUCCUCAGUCUUAUGUUUGCAAGUGAUCUCAUCCAUUACAUUCUUUAAAAAUGGUACUGAUUAUUUUUGUCUGAUUACAAAAUAAUACAUUUUCAUUGCAGAAAAUUUAGAACACAGGAAAGAACAAUAAAGAAAACUGAAACUAAUGUAAACACCCAUUUUAUUUUCUUUUAAAUUUUACUCUUAAUGUAAACACCCAUUUUAUUUUGAUUCUUUUAUAUUUUACUCUUGCAGUUCUGGGGGUUGUCUUAUUUUCAGAACGAUAUAUCAUCCACCAAAUUCGUUGGGUGAAAGCCAACAUAAAUACAUUUGACCUCUGGGAAGGCAUAUAGACUGAAGAAUUUUUCUUGUAUAUGAUGCAUCCUAAGCCUUCCAAAAAAUAAUUUAUUCACCUGGUAAUAUUCAGAUAUUCAUUUUGCAAUGAAUAAAACAGAUAAAUCUCUGCCUUUAUGGAGUUAUGUUCUAAAAUCCAUUCAUUCACUCACUCCGAAUACACUUGUAACUUGGCUACCGUGUGCCAGUUUUGCUAGGUGCUGGGGAAUACAGUGAUGAAGAAGAUAUUCAAGGGUUCUGUUUAAUGGAACUUGAAUUCUAGUGGGAGACUGACUCUGAGGGGAAUACAAAUGUGAAUAAUAUACUUGCCUUCAAGAACCUUACAAGGCAGCAAGAUGUGUACAAAUAGCUGUAAUCCAAAUGAAUGAUUCAAAACUGUUCUCAGUGAGGAAAACUUCUUAAAGGAGGUGAUACGUGAACCGGACUUUGAAGAAAGGGUAUGAUUUGGAUUGAUGAGUUGAUAUUAGGGAGUAAAGCGAAGAAGGGAACAGCUAGGUACAGGGCUGGCAUAUUAGCCAAGUGUGAAAACAGUAAAGCCUGGGGUAAACGGCCGACACUUAAGGUUGAUAAUGGGAAUUAGUGAGAGGUAAGACUGGAAAAGAAAAUUGGCACUUAAAUCAUACCAAAUAGAUCAUUGGCCAAAUUUCUAUUUUUAUUGAAGUGCUUUCAGAAGUACAGAAGAUAUUUUUGAAACUUUAUACAGAAACUUUAUACUUUAUACAGAAAAUAUUUUUGAAACUACUUUCAUAUCCAAUUUAGUAAAAACUGCUGUAAUGAAUAAGGUUCUCUUUGUUCCUCAAAAGUUUUUUUUUUUUUGCUUUUAAUGGCAUUGUUGCAAAU